Messenger RNA from Helicoverpa armigera (cotton bollworm), 2024 nucleotides. It is a transcript of the gene L(b002), whose product is annotated as probable pyruvate dehydrogenase E1 component subunit alpha, mitochondrial. The transcript has 8 exons. Gene Ontology annotation, cellular component: intracellular membrane-bounded organelle. Gene Ontology annotation, molecular function: pyruvate dehydrogenase (acetyl-transferring) activity. The record is from RefSeq and is a predicted model, not a curated record. Gene Ontology annotation, biological process: pyruvate decarboxylation to acetyl-CoA. NCBI's taxonomy places the organism in Eukaryota, Metazoa, Arthropoda, Insecta, Lepidoptera, Noctuidae. The coding region runs from base 153 to 1352 and encodes 399 amino acids.
AUUGCCAAUGUCACUAACGUCAUCUUCGACCUGUGCGACGUCUGGGACGACCCGUAUUUUUUAAUUAAUCCUUAAAAUCAAAAAUAUCAUAAAGUGAUCCUUAUUCGGGAUCACAUGACACACUGGGCUUCUUAGAAGAACUGUCAACAAAAAUGAGUAAAAUUAUUUCUUCCACGGCUAAACUUCUAGCCGGUAAUACGGUUACGGUGGGUUGGGCCCCGGUCGCAACUACGACUACAGCUAAAUACAGUACGAAGAAAGAAGCCACUUUUGAGAUCAAGCCUUUCAAACUCCACAAGUUGGAUAAAGGCCCUGCAACGAAAGCAACUCUAACCAGUGAAGAUGCUCUCAAACUUUAUGAAAAUUUGGCAAUGCUCCGACGUAUUGAAACUGCGUCUGGAAACUUGUACAGGGAGAAAAUCAUCCGUGGUUUCUGUCACUUAUACUCAGGUCAAGAGGCAGUUGCUGUGGGCAUGCGCGCUGCUAUGCGUGAGGUUGACUCUGUGAUCACUGCGUAUCGUUGCCACGGUUGGACACAUCUCAUGGGUGCUAGCGUGCUUGGAGUACUCUCCGAGCUGACUGGCCGCAGGACUGGUUGCUCCAGAGGAAAAGGAGGUUCCAUGCAUUUGUAUGCUAAGAACUUCUACGGUGGCAACGGAAUUGUGGGGGCCCAAGUUCCAUUAGGCGCUGGGGUUGCAUUCGCGCACAAAUACAAAGGUGAUGGCGGAGUGAACUUCGCUCUAUAUGGUGAUGGAGCAGCCAACCAGGGCCAGCUGUUUGAAGCGUACAACAUGGCCAAACUGUGGGACUUGCCCUGUGUCUUUGUCUGUGAAAACAAUGGAUAUGGUAUGGGCACCAGUAUGGACCGUUCAUCAGCAAGCACAGACUAUUACUCUCGCGGCGACUACAUUCCUGGCAUCUGGGUCGAUGGUAUGGACGUGAUCGCGACCAGGGAAGCCACGCGAUUCUGCAUUGAAUACUGCACUAGUGGAAAGGGUCCAUUAGUAGUGGAGAUGGAGACAUAUCGUUACUCUGGCCACUCCAUGUCCGACCCUGGUACCUCGUACCGCACCCGUGACGAGAUCCAAGAGGUCCGUCAAACUAGGGACCCCAUCACAUCUUUCAAGGACAAGAUACUCAGCAACGAACUUGCCACCCCAGACCAACUUAAGGAUAUCGACUCGAAGGUGCGUGAAGUAGUCGACGAGGCCACCAAACAGGCGAAGACAGAAGCCGAGGUUGGCGUAGAAGAAUUGUCGGCCGACAUCUACGUCGAGUGCAUCGACCCCGUGAUCCGCGGCCUCCUGCCCAACGCGCCGCUGCAGCACAUCUCCGUCGCACAACGCAGUUAGACCACUAUCGACAAGGAAAUUAGGUCUGUUUUCCAAUAUAAUAUGCUCCACUACACCCAGUGAGAUUAACUAAUUUAAGGAUAAUAACGUUUCAAUUUUUGUAUAUAUAUUUUAAAAGCAAUUUUUAUUAGUGUAUGUAUAUGUUUUUAUUCAAAUCCUUCUUAGUGUCGUUUAUCAUACUUCUGUUUUUUAUCUAGUGGAACAUAUUGUAUGGGAUUAGGGUGUUUCAUAGUUUGACUGAAAAUGGACACUGAUACUAGAAACCAAAUAUUUUUAAACAAUUUCGAUUUAAAAUCGAGGUGGUCGUUUUUCACAUGUAAUAUCAUUAGCUAGUGGUGCUAUUAUUUUUAUAUUUUAAUUAAUACAGUAGACCACUGAAAUUAAUGCUUUAGCGUGUUUCUAGUGUAGUGUAAUUGCAUUUUCGUCAAUUGUUUAUGUGAAGGCCUCAUUUUAGUGGAAAAUGUAAUUUUAUAAAUAAAUAAAUAUAGAUUGGUACAUAUAUCGAAUUACAGAAACCGUCAAGGGAUACAUGGUCGCGUACUAAUUGAGUUUUGCGCAAUUGAAGACGUUAUUUUUUAUUGUUUAAUGUAAGAAUAUGCGAACGUAUUAUUUUAAAGUUCAUUUUGUUUAUUUAUUUAUAAGGGCCGAUGAUUUAUUAAAAAUAUAAAUUAA